Messenger RNA from Penicillium pulvis, 1107 nucleotides. RefSeq lists its product as uncharacterized. The record is from RefSeq and is a predicted model, not a curated record. NCBI's taxonomy places the organism in Eukaryota, Fungi, Ascomycota, Eurotiomycetes, Eurotiales, Aspergillaceae. The transcript has 5 exons. The coding region runs from base 1 to 1107 and encodes 368 amino acids.
AUGGCAUCGAACUUAUACCUCCAGAAUGUGUUUUCCACUCUGCUCCGCUCAUAUGGUGAUAGUAUGCACUCAAACUUCAAAGGAUCUCCCGUUACUACUACUGGUUCUCCUUGCAAGUGCCGCUUCAUCGCGAGCUCACUGAGGGCCCAAAUAAUCAAGUCAUUACAAAGUGCAAUUGAGGAAGGCCCUGGGUCAGAUAAAAAGGACCUUAUUGUGGCAAUAGUUCUUCUCUGCGGCUUAGAGUCAGCAGUAGGUAACACCAAAGCCGCCGAGGCGCAUGCCCGUGGCCUUCAAAUGAUCAUCGCGAUGCUAGGAGGGCUAGAUGUGCUAAACCAUACUACGGUCUCUUUACUCAUUUUUGCCGAUCUGGUGGCGGGAAUGACCUCUGAUGUUCCUCCCAAGUUCCAAAUCCCUCCCCAAUGGGAAAAAGAAGUAUUCACAGAUUCGAACUUGCUUGCCAAAAACAAACACUUGAACAGACAUAUAGUUCUAGGGACGGCAUUUUUCACCUCGCCUUGGUCUCAUGUUAUACCUCUCGACUUAGCAGACGUUAUCCAGUCACUCCAGCAGCUGAUUCCCUACCACGAGCAAAACAUCAAGAUGCAAAGUCACUCAGUCUUGGAAAAUGACUAUCUGGUGUUGGUGUCUCGGCAGCUUUUGGCACCGUCUUUCAAGGCUCGUCUAAAUCCCUUUCAGGAGACAAUCCGGAUCUCGAUUUGUCUUUACUCUAUGACACGUAUUUGGUCGUUUCCAAGGAAGCCAUGUACUUUAAAUCUCGUUCGAAUGCUCCGUGAAAGUCUCAAGGGAUGUUUAGGGCUUUUGAAAGCCACAGCUCCAGAUUUUCUCUUUUGGAUGUUUUUUUUGAGCUGUCUUGCCAGUCGUGGAACUGGAGAUUUUGCGUGGGCUGCGCAUGGACUGAAGGACUGUGCGGAGCAGCUAUCUGUUUUCGAAUGGUAUAGCGCAUUGCCAAUCAUGGAAAAGUUUUUCUUCGUCUUGCGAGAGAGCGACAUUGCAAAGGACGUAUGGGAUGAGGUGCAAUACGUGAAGAUGAAAAGUGCUAUAACUGAAAAUGUGGAACCUUACCAGAUUAUCCAAGAUAGAGACUGA